Messenger RNA from Cydia strobilella, 5560 nucleotides. RefSeq names its product F-actin-monooxygenase MICAL3. Bases 106 to 2091 code for a protein of 661 amino acids. NCBI's taxonomy places the organism in Eukaryota, Metazoa, Arthropoda, Insecta, Lepidoptera, Tortricidae. The record is from RefSeq and is a predicted model, not a curated record. Gene Ontology annotation, molecular function: actin filament binding. Gene Ontology annotation, biological process: actin filament bundle assembly. Gene Ontology annotation, cellular component: actin cytoskeleton; plasma membrane. The transcript has 17 exons.
AAAAAAGUUUGACAUAUCGCAGUGAAGUGGUGUGGACAGUGAACGUGUGUGUAGUUUUUAAUAAAUAAUUAUUUUUUAUGUAGUGUUAUAAAGGAAACAGAGCACAUGAUGGCAAUGGCUACAGCAACGCACAACUCCGUCACUUCCACGAUGGAGUCCUCUCAGACCCUCAUCCAGGCGGAGUCGAGGGUCCAGAGGAACUACCAGGAAGUCCAAGUGUCGGAGCAGCGUCAGGUCAAGAAGAAGAAGUCAAUGAGGAGACAUAAGGAUGAAGGGAAUAUUUCUGUGUCCAAGAGCUCAUCGAAGCUCGACAAAAAGAUGCAGGCCGCCGACGAGAACCCCCAAUGCGCCGCCUGCUCCCGCCCCGUCUACGCCAUGGAACGCAUCAAAGCGGAAAAACGUGUCUGGCAUAAGGAGUGCUUCCGCUGUACACAGUGCAACAAGCAGCUCACUGUGGAGACGUAUCAGAGCAACAACACUACUCUCUACUGCAAGCCACACUUCAAACAGCUGUUCGAACCCAAACCAGUCGACGGAGACGACCAGACAGACGCCACGCCUCCUAAGAAACACCAAAUGAUUAUUUGCGAAAGCAACCCUGUCGAGCUACCCCCUGAUGUUGCCAGAGCAUCAGACAAGCCAGACCUGGGUCUCGAGGAGCUCUCGCAGCUCGACGUAAAGUCCCGCUUCGAGGUGUUCGAAAAAAAGAAUGUAGCGGAGGACCCCGCGCCCAGAGAACCGAGGGCUCCGAGGGAGAAGAGCACCGCACUUCUGUCCAAGCUUGCCAAGUUCAAAGCCAAGGGCAUGGACGUGGGCGUGUCCGAUGAGUACCUGAACGGUGUUCCAGUGGAGGCCAGCUCCAGCGAGCCGGAGGAUGAGGAUGACGAAGACUCAAUCCUCAAGAAGUCCUACAAGGCCGCUAACGGCCGCGAGCAGCCCGUCUCCUUCUGCAACAUGAGCGAGAUAGUCGGCAAGUUUGAAACGGGACAGCACAAUAGUUCCGAACGUACCCGCGAGAGGAAGCAGGAGAUUCAAAAUAUUCGCAGCAGGCUUUUUAUGGGCAAGCAGGCUAAAAUCAAAGAGAUGUACGAACAAUCCGUGAUGCAGAGCGAACAAGGUGUAACAUCAGCAGACAAGAUCGCUCGCGAGUUAGAGUUGGACGCGGAGAAGUCCCGAGCGAUCAAACAGCGCUUCGAGAACGGCGAGGUGUUCAACGACGAGAACCAGCCCCCGAGGAACCGGGAGAUUGAGGACCAGGCGCUUUUUAACGAAGGCAUCGGCAAGAAGUCUCGCUCCAUCUUCCUGGAGCUGGACGCCAACGCCAAGAACAUGACGCCCACCUCGCCGCCGCCGCAAGAAGUGCCCAAGAGGAAGGAAAUUCCCUUUAUACCCAAGGAUGUAGUCCGCGCAGCAGACAAAGUGGAGGAGGUGCACAUACAGACCGCCGACAUCACUGACCGCUUCAAGUUCUUCGAGACCUAUAAACCCGAACAGACCCGCAAGGAGUUCCGCAUGACACCGCCCAGGCAGACGCAGCGAGCCAAGUCCCCGUCCCCCGAGGUGUACCACGAGCCUAGCGUGGUGCGCAGCGAGCAAGCGGCGCCCGACACGGGGCUGGCCGCCACGCGCCACACCGCCUCGCGCAUGAUCAACGUGUUCCGCCAGCUGGAGGAGCAGCGCCAUCCGGAGCCCCAGGGCCCCAAACCUCUCAAGUGCUUCACCCCCCCUCCGCCCGGCGAGGAGACCCACCAGGGCCACAGCUCCGAGGAGGAAUACACCGAUGAGGAGUAUUCAGACGAGGAGGAUAGCGAGGAGGAACGCCAGAGGUUCUACAACGAGACCCGGCAGAGAGACGAGGCUCUCAAACAGGCCCAACAGCUGGCUCGCACCAAGAGCUUCCGCGACCGCUUCGAGCACUGGUCUGAGUCUGAACCCGAGAGGCAAGUCGGGCAAGUCGUCAUAGAGCGGGACGACGAUGGGGAGUCGCAGCUCGAGACAGCUAAGAGCUUGCGCGAGAAGUUCGAAUCGCUGCAGGUGCAACAGUCAAACGUGACGAAGACCUUCGCGACUAAAGUCAAUAGAUUUGUGUAACCAUGGAGUGAUAUCGCGAGAGCCGUUGAUUGCCAAAGCCUUACGUUUUAACCUUGUUUUAAAGUUGUAAAGUCUCGUAUUGCCAAUAUCGCAGAAAAUAUAAUGUAAGUUUGAUGACUCGUUUUCUUUACACAUUAAAGUGUUACAAUCAUAAGAUAGAAAUACUUUUUUGUUGGUUUUAGAGCUGCUAUCCUGUACAAACAAAUUUUAUUUCGUGUAUAGAACUUUUUUUUCGGCGUUACAAACCGAUUGUUAUUUUUCUGGGCAUAUUUUUGACAAUUUGUCACUUUGUUUUGUCUGUAAAUCUUUAAAAAAUUCGCGUUUGUACGGAACAACGGUAGACAAUUUCAUGGAAUAACAGUUUUAAAUGAUUCACGGUUAGUUUCACUAGACUCAUAGACCGGGAUAUGAACCGUGAUUACCUUUUGUGUUGUUUUCGAACUCCCGAUAUUUCGACGCAGUUACGUGCAUCUUGUUCAUAAAUCGGGAGCUCGAAAACUUUACAAAAGGUAAUCACGGUCCAUAUCCCGGUCUAAGUCUAAUUUCAUGGAAUGUUCCUUUUUUACAUUACAAUGGUGUCAUAACCGACCACAUUCAUUUAGUAUGAAACGUGUAUUGACAAUGUGUGCCAUUUUCAACCAAAAGGGUACUUAUUGUCGCUUGUCAGUAAGGCGCUAUUUCCAUAUAGCUUCAAUUUGGAAUCAACCUUAUCGACAAGCGACAAUGUAGUACCUUUUGAUUGAAAACGUCACAUAUAGUUCUUAUUGUUUUGAUUUUUCUCUUGGUCUAUUAUCAUCUGGUCCUAAAUAAAAAAUUACACCAAGCUAAUUUAGUAAAAAUACAUGGAAAGUUUUCAUAAAACAAUAGUUACAAUGCAUUUAGGGUCAAUGUAGCAUUUAAAGUGCCUCAUUUUGGGUUACAGUUCAACUAAUAAAUAGUACAUUUAAACCCAAAUUUGAGUCGCAUUUUCGAGACAUAUUUCAUUCUUGCUUCUUUAAAGGAGUCAGAUUUCUGUUACAUUAUAUUUUCUGUGCCAAUUAUACUCUUAAGUUAUGGUUGUAUCCUUAAAUAAAUCUAAAUUAGAAUAUAAAUAUAUUUAUACAAUUUUAUAUAAUAAGGACUGAAUAGCAUUUGAAGUGCCUUAAUAUGUGCAAUAAGGAUUAGUUCAUAUAUAUGUAAACAUUACUUGAUUCGCUUUUUCAACUUGCUGCCUAAUCUUUUUUAUUAAAUCAUUUUACGGUUUAGACUCACUUGUUUUAGUCACUCGCGCGACAUGUUGAGUCUAAACUGUAAAAUGAUUUAAUGUUAGUAUGUCUCACAAUAGUUUAAAUUCGACUAAUCUUUUUUAUAAUUAUUAAUAAUGUAAGCUCACUCAAACCCGAGGUUUGUUGAUAUAUCCAAAUUGGUUUAUUAAAGUUCUUGUGCUUUGGGAUCUAUCCGAAAAUAGAAUAACUCCCUAAGAAAUUUUAUAUCGGAAAAUUCGUAAACGGUUUAUUUUUUGUGAUUUUCAUUUUUUUUCUUCUAUACUACAACGGUGGCAAACAAGCAUACGGCCCGCCUGAUGGUAAGCAGUCACCGUAGCCUAUGGACGCCUGCAACAGCAGAGAUAUUUCCUUAUCAUGGGCGUUUUUAAUUAUCUUUUUAGUUUCCCAAUGUUGGACUUGACCAAAUUUCGGACAUAUCUUUCGUAAUUAUCCCAAGGCGCUAGAAAAAACUAAGUUAGACUUGUUUGGAGUUGGAGCUUGAAUCUCAGUGUCUUUGUAUUUUCGACUUUAUAUUUAGCAAACAAGAGUCUAAAUUCGACAAUACGUUAAAAAGCUAUUAAUAUUGAUUUUAUCCGUUCUUAAAUAGCCUCAAUCUUAAAUAAGCACCGAAUCUAAUAAAAAUUAUUAAUGUGAUUGUGAAUUGACAAAUAAUUUUAUACUUUAGAAUUAGAUAAAACAAUUUUGAUCACUAUUUAGCGAAGUGGACUUUUUCUAUAAUCUUUGUAACGCUACCCUUGGAGCAAAAAUUAUUAUAUCUCUAUACACCACAUAAUAUUUUAAAUACUGAUAAUACUCAGACGCACUUUGGUUGACUGGUAGAAAAUAUCUUGAAGCCAUAAGUUCGCUAUGUGAAGUUUAGGGAAUCUCAUGUUUUACUAUCAUGGUAAAAAAAAAUCUUUUUUUGUUUUGUUGCGAUCUCGCUUUUAAACAAUUAUUAAUUUGUGAGGUUUUUUAGAAAAAAUGGUACCAUUUACUUUUUUUCGAAAAACCAUCAACUUUUGGGUUAUUUAGAAAAGUAUCCAGUUUUUCAAACAAAUUUUGGGUGUCAGUUUUGUAACUGUGCAUACGAAAUGUAUGUGAAAAUGCGUUACAAAACUAAAAUUUUUUUGGGGACAUAUUUUUUUUCUUUUUAAAUCGAUAGUCCUCGUGAUUCUGAUUAGAUAUAACCCAAAAAUUGAUGGAUUUUCGAAAAAAAAAGCAAAUGGUACACUUUUAAUUGAAAAUGCCCAGGUACAUUAAGUACAUCCAAGGGUAUAAAAAGCGUUAUCAAUAUAAUAUAUUUAAAUAAAAAAUAAAUCAUAUAAAUGUGAGUUACAAAAUUAUUUAGUAUUUUAUUGGCCUAUUGAUCAGGCACUAGUUAAAGUAUUAUUUUCAUUGGUAAAGUGUUCUUGCCAUAUUUAUUACUAUUAAUAAUUAUUUCAUCACCAAUUUGUGUCGCAAUAUGUGCCAUUUUAAAUGACAAGUUCAAUGGAUAAUUUUAUUUUAUUGCAUGAUUUUGACGUUAUUGUAAAUAUUUAACCUUUUAAACGAAGUCUAAAGUAAGAUCUAAAGUAAGGACGCUAAGCACGAAUAAUUUCUGUCCCUAUUAGGGAAUGCAAACCGGUUUUUAAUUGGAUGAAAAAACCGGUUGAUAACCGGUUAAGGCUUGUGCACAAAUCACUACUUUUUCGGCUACUUUUUGAAAAUCUAGUGUCAAUCAAUCAUUUGUGGGGUGAGUAAAAAAAAUUAACAAUCUUUUUUUCAGUACUAGAUUGCAUCACCCUUUCUUCGCGCUUAGCGUAUUUACUUUAAUGACAAUGAUUAAACAAAAUGCUCUUUUGCAUAUAUUGCAAAUAUUAACGGAUUUUUCAUCUAGAUUCGAUUUGCGCUGUGAUCCGUUUCGCUCCGGUCUACCCUAUACAGCAUUGCAGACGGUGACUUCUGGUGUCAUUCGAAGAAAUUUAUUUUAAUUUUCAUCAUCAUUUGUCCCAUUUUCAACCAAAAGGGUACUUAUUGUCGCUUGUACUAUUUCCAUAUAUGUAGCUUCAAUUAGAAAUCAACCUUAUCAACGCGACACUGUGGUACCUUUUGGUUGAAAACGUCACAUUUAGGUAAUUACACGAUCCGACUGAUUAACGACUCUCUAUCUAUUGUUUGUACUUACGUUUUCAAUGUUUUUCAACUUAUUUAGACACUUCGUUAGGUAAAUAAAUGAUGUAAAAUUA